CAUGUUAAAUGUGUGAUCUUGGUGGUCGAACCUUCGACGCUUGAUUGCGCAGUGCAGCGCACAGCGAAAUUAUUCACUUGUUUCAUUUACAAGCGCUUUAGUUUUAGCAAAUCCAAUGCUGUUAACCUCGGUACAAUUUGUGGGUCGAUUAGUGUUGUUUUUGUUAGUAGGUGACAAGAUAGUUUGUGGGAAACUUUGCAGCGAUCAGUGCAGUUUUUGGUGCUAAACGAGCACAACGAAUACGACGCGAAAUCACAGCGAGUGAAAAUAAUAAAAAUAUUGCAAUAAAUAUUUUAUAUAAUAAACAUAACAAUAAAGCAAAAAAACUUUAAAAAGUAGCGAAGUGAAAAACAAGAAUUUGUCAUAAAUUUUUAUUAACAAUUUUAUAAAUAUACCGUUUGAUGGUGGCGAAGCAAAAUAGCUCAUAAAUUAUAAUCGAUUGAAAUAUUGCGAAUACAUAAACUUUGCGCAAAGCGCAACGAAGUUGAUAAGUCAACUUCAGCUAAUCUGUGGCUACGAUAAGCCUAAGCGCUCAGGUGAAAACUUGAAAAUCAAAACUUAAAGAAAUGAAUAAAUUCGUAGUGAAGGCAUAGGUAAUGUGCGAUUAAGUGGACAGCAGGCAUAGUGUACGCGCGACGCAAUUUCUAGUGAAAAACGCUGCGUCAAGAACAAGGACCUUAGCGCCUUACAGAUUUUGAAAACAGUAUAGACGCGUAAAUUAAAGUGAAGAGUUUUUGCAGCGCGCAACGAUGUUUUCGCUGACCAAACUCUGUGCGCUCUGCGCUGUACUAAGCAUUUUCGCUGUACUACCGCGCGCCGCGCAGUGUGAUUCCUCCUAUUACGAGAAGUAUUACACAGCGCGCCGCUUCAUACCACUCAAGCGCAACUCGUUGAUACCAUAUAACUUCAGCGUUUCGCUUAACGAGCAACCGAUUGCCAGCUAUGAACUAGUCGCUAUGGUUGGCGAUGUCAAACAGCUGGGUGCUUGGCGUGCCGACAAGGCGAUCCUAUUGAAUCGCACACAGGAUCAUCGCGUGUGGACGGCCAGCGUUGCGUUGCCGGUGAAUACUACCAUCAAUUAUCGCUACUUCAUUGCGGCCAUAGACAAUGCGACUGGUGUGGUGCAGGUGCGCCGCUGGGAAUCACAUAUCAAUGCGCGCAGCUUUCAAGUGGGCACUGUUUCGGGGAAUCGCAGCGAUAUAUGCGGUUGGAUUGAUCCGGAGCAGCGUGAGCUGCAACGCGGUUGGCUGAAUGCCGGUAAUAUUGUACAAUUCAAGUUGUUUCGCAAUCCUUUGCAUGUGAAUGAGUCGAGUGUGGGUAAUGAGGAGUUGCGUUUCAAGUUGCAGCCGGUCGAGCCGAGUCGCUUAUCCGCUAUAUUGCCCUCGGCGAAGGCGCACACAGAGUAUGUGCGUAUGGUGUACGGUGACAGUUACUUGCGUACGCAACCGGAGUUUGGUGUGCCCUACAAGUCCAACGAUAUAUUGAUAUUUCAGACGACAGUAUCGCAGCUGAAUAAUGUGGCCUAUCUGUUGAAGCUGUAUGCGACACAGAAUGAUAAUGAGCUCGUGCGCUUGAUAGGCUAUCAGUAUAUAUAUCCGGAGUUCUUGAAAGGUACAGAAGGUCGUUUCACCAUCAAUCUCUUAUCGCCAGUAUGGCUGAAUGCUAUCGCCAGUUUGGACAUACAGUAUUUGGUGAUUAAACCAUUGCCGAACUCCACUAUCGAUUUCCACACUUCUUUUGUGGAAUACUGGCGCAGCAAUUGGACGGCAUUGGAUGCGGGACAUCGUGGUUUGGGUAAAAGUCUGAAGCAGGCAACUAAUGCGCCAGCAAUAAUUGAGAAUACUGUGGCGUCUAUGAAGGCCUCCGCGGAGCUGGGCGCUGACUUGGUCGAGUUUGAUGUGAUGUUAACUAGCGAUUUGGUGCCAGUAAUUUACCACGACUACUAUAUCUAUGUCUGUAUGGAUUCCAAGACGCCCACAAGCAAAGCUGAUCUCACAGAAGUACUAAUCAAGGAUAUUACCUAUGAACAGCUUAAGAAUUUGAAAACCUAUCAGGUGGUGGGCAAUAAGAUCAUCGAGUAUCCGGCACACAAUAAUGUAGAACAAGAGGAUCAACGACUCUUCCCAUUGUUCGAAGAUUUUCUCACCAAAGUGAAUAAGUCGGUGGGCUUUGACAUUGAAAUUAAAUGGCCGCAGCUAACAUUGAAUGGUGCGCUCGAAAGCGUACAAACUAUCGAUAAGAAUACCUAUGUGGACCGCAUAUUGGAUGUGAUGUUGCGUCAUGGUUGUGGUCGCCUGAGCUUCUUCACAAGUUUCGAUGCCGAUAUUUGUACGCUACUGCGUUACAAACAGAAUAUAUAUCCGGUCAUGUUUCUCUCAUCCACCAUUCUCGGCGUUUAUGCUGAUCCACGCGCGGACACGCUCUACGACACUAUUAAUAAUGCGCAAGCUUUCGAUUUGGCUGGCAUUGUGCCGAAUGCCGUACAUAUAAAGAGCAAUCCCAAAUGGAUUGAAAUAGCGGCAAGGCAGGGUAAAAAGAUCUUCCUAUGGGGUGAUGCGCUUAAGAAUACCGACUCGAUUGAAUGGUUCAAGGCGCAAGGUCCAACUGGUGUAAUUUAUGAUCGUCUGGACUUAUGGUUACCCGCGAAUAAGCGAAGCGCUUUCGAGUUGGAAGAUGAUUUGCCCGAUUUUUUCCGAUUGCAAUGUUCGCCACACCAGCAAAAACCUGUGAAUUCAACGAUCGAGAGUAUACUUAGUAAUGUGAAUUUGUUGUAGAUGUUUUGCCUAGUGUUAAUUUGUUUGUAGAUUUAUUGUUUUACAACAAGUAAAGCUUGUGUCGAAUGUUCCUUAUUUUCUUGCGUGAAAA
This is a messenger RNA of Bactrocera oleae (olive fruit fly), 2865 nucleotides long. Its product is annotated as glycerophosphocholine phosphodiesterase GPCPD1. Gene Ontology annotation, molecular function: starch binding; glycerophosphocholine phosphodiesterase activity. Gene Ontology annotation, biological process: glycerophospholipid catabolic process. The record is from RefSeq and is a predicted model, not a curated record. Lineage: Eukaryota; Metazoa; Arthropoda; Insecta; Diptera; Tephritidae.